AUGUAUGCUGUGACUGGUAGUGAUGAGGAUGACUGUUACCGGUGUUUCCCGCCCGACCCGGGCAUUGGUACUGCUGCGUCAGGUGCUAGUGAGGCUGCUGCUCUAGGUGCCAGUGCGUCUGUGCUCUCAGGUACUGGUGAGUUUGCCCUCUCAGGUACUGUGUCGGCUUCGGCCUCUCACACCUUCACCCUUGACUCUGGAGCGUCUCGCUCCUUCUUUCGGGACCGCACCACUCUCACGCCGCUGAGUCGGCCGGUUGCGGUGUCCCUGGCUGACCCCUCUGGGGGGCCUGUCCUGUCUCGCUUCUCCACGGUCCUUCCGUGUCCGGCGGCCCCCUCUGGCACCCUGUCUGGUCUCUACCUCCCCUCGUUCUCGACGAACCUGGUGAGUGGUGCUGACCUACAGGAUGCGGGUGUCCACCAGUUCACUCCUGCUCGUCAGCGAGUGACCCACUGCACGGAGGCUAGCACGGGACGCCACCUGGCUACGUUUACACGUCGGCCAGGGUCGAGCCUGUACACACUGACCACUGCUUCUCCUCCAGGUGCUGAGUUUGGUAGGGUCCCUUCGUCUGGUCAGGUGUUUGCCGCAGCGUCCAGGUCUGGUCCUGAGUCUGCCCCCUGUUCGUGUCGUCGUCUGUCUCACGAGACCCUCCUCAGGCACCACCGCCUUGGCCACCCCUCUCUGCUUCGCCUCAGAGGCAUGGCCUCCCGUCUUCUUGUGUCUGGUCUCCCCCGGUCUCUACCUCCCCUUCCUCAGGGCCCUGGCCCUGCCUGUGUCCCCUGUGUCGAGGGGCGCCAGCGUGCUGCCCCUCACUCCUCCCAGUUUCCUCCGACAGAGGCCCCGUUGCAGACGCUUCACAUGGACGUGUGGGGCCCAGCCCGCGUCCGUGGACAGGGUCAGGAGCGCUACUUCCUGCUCGUUGUUGACGACUACUCGCGUUACGCCACGGUCUUCCCCUUGCGCAGCAAGGGUGAGGUCACUGAGGUGCUGAUCGACUGGAUCCGCGCAGCUCGUCUUCAGCUCAGGCGGAGCUUUGGCUCCGACUUUCCUGUGUUGCGUCUGCACUCGGACAGAGGCGGAGAGUUCUCCUCUGGCCUUCUGCGUGCCUACUGUCGUGCGCGAGGCAUCCGCCAGUCUUUCACGCUUCCGGACUCCCCGCAGCAAAAUGGGAUUGCUGAGCGCCGCAUUGGCAUGGUCAUGGACGUCGCCCGUACGUCCAUGAUGCAUGCGGCUGCCCCCCAUUUUCUGUGGCCGUUUGCGGUCAGGUACGCCGCGCAUCAGAUCAACCUCCACCCCAGGGUCUCCAGGCCGGAGACCUCCCCAGCCCUGCUGUGGACGGGGAAGGUUGGCGAUGCGUCGGCGUUCCGGGUCUGGGGAUCUCGGGCGUUUGUCUGCGACUUGUCUGCGGACAAGCUGUCCCCUCGCGCUGCUCCCUGCGUCUUCCUGGGGCCCCCGACGCCCCUGGGUGGCAGUUCUACCACCCCACCUCUCGACGUGUUCUGUCCUCCCAGGACGUCACGUCCCCCCCCGGUAGACCCCCUCCCCCCUCAGGGUCCUGCCCCUUCAGGUGUGUCCCAGGUAGACGCGGUCGAGCCUGUCGAGGUCACUGGUGACUCUGGUGCUGCUGCGGGAGCUGAGCCUGGGGGUGCGGAGCCUGGGGGUGCUGAGUCUGGGGGUGCUGAGCCUGGGGGUGCUGUGCCUGGGGGUGCUGUGCCGGGGGGUGCGGAGCCUGGGGGUGCGGAGCCUGGGGGUGCUGAGCCUGGAGGUGCCGAGCCUGGGGGUGCUGAGCCUGGGGGUGCUGCGCCUGGGGGUGCUGAGCCAGGGGGUGCUGAGCCUGGGGGUGCUGAGCCUGGGGGUGCUGUGCCUGGGGGUGCUUCGUCUCGCCGGGAGCCACUCUCCCCACAGGAGCUGCGUGAGUGGUUUGCCAGGCGCUGGAGGCGUGCUGCUGGUGCUGGUGGUUCUUCGGCUGCAGAGGGUACUGCUGCCGCGCGUCCCGGAGGUGCUCGUACUGUGGGUGCUGGAGCUGCUGGGUCUGAGGGUUCUCCUGGAGCUGGUGCUGCUGAGGGUGUUGGCGCUGUGCCUGCCGCUGGCGGUCCGACUGACAGUGCUCCUGGUGCUGCUGCUGGAGGUUCUGGUGGUGCUGGAGGUGCUACUGUAGUGGGUGCUCCUGCUGGCGGUACUGGUGCUGUUCCUGCUGUUUCAAGCGUCGCCGCGCGGCCCCGACCGUACUUCGUUCCGCUCCUGCAGCAGGUUCUUGGUCUUACACCUCCUCCUCCCUUAGAGGGUCCGCAGCCUUUCCGGUCACAGCCACAGCUACAGCCUGCCUCCCCUUUGCCUGCUCCUUCUCCCUACGCUGGUCCGACUGGAGGUCUUACUGAGCGUCGUGAGCCUGCGCCUCGUCCUGCGUCGCGUCCUGCGUCGCCUGUUCGUACUGAGCGCGCUAGUGGUCGCGGGUCGCGUCAGCGUCCUCCUCCUGUCCCUGGCACGCACCGGAUGUCACUGCGUCCGUCCACUGCUCCUCUACGUGCCCCUUUGCCUUCUCCUCCUGCUUCCUCUCUUCCUAUUCUUGCCGACCCGGAGUCGGACUCUCUUCGUGCUGCCAGUCCUACUGUCACGCGUCUUCUUGCUACUGCUGUCACUGACCCUUCCUUCGAGUCGUCUGCUGCUUCUGCCCUUGUCACUGAGCUUGUCGACUUUGCUGCACGCUGUCGUCUAGACUACGCUGCCAGUCUUGUCGCUGAGUCUGAGUCUGCCUGUCCUCCGUCCGUCGGGGGUGAGUGUGCCCUCGGCACGGACGUCCUUGAGGACAGGCAGGAGGAGUUCCAGUGUCUGGCAGCCGCUUCACCUCAUCUCGCGUCUGUACUGCUAGCCCCUGAGGGAGACCCGGAUGCACCAGACAUCCCGACUCCGCGCUCUUACGCGGAGGCGAUAGAGGGUCCCUACUCCUCUCAGUGGCAGGCAGCUAUGGAUGCAGAGAUGGCUUCCUGGAAGUCCACAGGCACCUACGUCGACGCUGUUCCCCCUCCUGGGGCGAACAUCGUCAGUGGCAUGUGGAUUUUCAGGGUGAAGCGGCCGCCGGGUUCACCGCCUGUCUUCAAGGCGCGUUACGUGGCUCGUGGCUUCAGUCAGCGGCAGGGGGUUGACUACUUUCAGACCUUCUCCCCCACCCCGAAGAUGACCACUCUUCGGGUUCUGCUGCACGUUGCUGCUCACCGUGACUACGAGCUGCACUCUCUCGACUUCAGCACAGCUUUGUUGCAGGGCAGUCUGCACGAGGAGAUCUGGCUACGUCGCCCACCUGGCUUCACUGGGUCUUUCCCUCCUGGUACCCAGUGGAGUCUCCGGCGUCCAGUCUACGGUCUCCGCCAGGCGCCUCGUGAGUGGCACGACACACUGAGGACUACGCUCGCGGCACUUGGGUUUGCUCCGUCUACUGCCGACCCGUCGCUGUUUCUGCGCACCGACACCUCUUUGCCGCCGUUCUACAUCCUCGUGUACGUCGACGACUUGGUCUUUGCCACAGCUGACACUGCUGGACUCGCCUACGUGAAGUCUGAGCUGCAGAAGAGACACACGUGCACUGACCUGGGUGAACUGCGUAGCUACCUUGGCUUGCAGAUCACCCGGGACAGAGCGCGCCGCACCAUUACCCUGACUCAGUCACACAUGGUGCAGCAGGUCCUUCAGCGCUUCGGCUUCACGUACUCCUCGCCUCAGGCCACUCCUCUGCCUACUCGCCACUCACUCUUAGCUCUGCCUUCGGAUGAGUCCGUAGAGUCGAGUGGCCCGUUUGCAGAGCUUGUUGGCUGCCUCAUGUACCUGAUGACCUGCACACGUCCUGACCUUGCAUACCCUCUUAGCAUUCUCGCACGCUAUGUUGCUCCUGGGAGACACCGACCAGAGCACAUGGCUGCAGCGAAGAGGGUGUUGCGCUACUUGUGCAGCACGUCGGGCAUGGGGCUAGUGCUUGGAGGGCGCAGUCCAGUGGUCCUCACUGGGCACGCAGACGCUUCUUGGGCUGACGACCAGGCUACGCAGCGGUCGUCACAGGGUUACACCUUCAGCCUUGGUUCCGGCUCUGUUUCGUGGCGGGCUACCCGCUCGUCUUCUGUUCUCGGCUCCAGUUGUGAGGCUGAGAUCUACGCUGGGGCUAUGGCUGCGCAGGAGUUACGUUGGCUCACCUACCUGCUGACCGACCUUGGAGAGCAGCCUCGUUCUCCUCCAGUCCUGUACGUAGACAACAAGGCCAUGCUGGCCUUGUGUCGAGAGCAGCGACUGGAGCACAGAACGAAGCACAUUGCUCUCCGCUACUUUCUUGCUCGUGAGCUACAGCAGCGUGGACAGUUGCGACUUGCGUACGUGGCCUCUGAGGCCAACACUGCUGAUGUCUUCACCAAGGCACUUGCGCCUUGUGAUCAUCAGCGUUGUUGCACGCAGUUGGGUCUUGUGCCUGUCUUGCCUCACUUGCUCUCCUCUUGA
Closterium sp. NIES-65 is the source of this 4482-nucleotide messenger RNA. Lineage: Eukaryota; Viridiplantae; Streptophyta; Zygnematophyceae; Desmidiales; Closteriaceae. The record is from the annotation of a GenBank genome assembly.